CUUUUACAUCAAUUAAACUUAGCUCCAAAGCGCCGUUUUCUGGGUUUGGAUCUUCCUCAAGCUCUUCAGAAGAAAAAAAAAAAAAAAAAAAAAAAUUAUACCCAAAAAAAGGUUUGCAACUUUUGGUGCUUUGUUUUCGCUAGAAGUUCCACUCAAUCUCUGAAGAGUAUGUAUUAAUGUCAACCAUUCACUCCGUGGUUAUCCUGUCGGCCUCACUCACAGACAGCCUCACUUACAGACUCACAGACUCACCCUCUCAUCUCUCGCUCUCACAGUCUCUACAAAUCUGCUUCUUAGGUUAACAAUGACUGUAAUUGAUAUAAAUCUGUACUACGGUGGAGAGCUUUGCAAUGAUGAUGAGAAUGAGGGAUUGCCAUUUAAAGGGCGGGGUAUCAAGUGCUAUUAUAUUCAGAUACAUCGUAGGUUGAAGACCCUGAAUGAUUUGAAGAGGAUAAUUAUGGAAGAACUGCGUUUGAAUCCUGUUUUGCAUGACAUUAAAAUUACUUUUCGUUCUCCACAUGAAAUCCUCCAUCAACACAUUAAUUACAGGUAUAUGGUGAUAGAAGAAGACAAACAUGUGAAAAUCAUGUUUGAUAGGAUGGAGAAAAUGGCCCAAAUAAAUGCUAUUGAGUUGUACAUAAGUGCAGAGCCACGUGCAGAAGUUGGCGGUGAGGAAAUGCAACAAACAACUACAAAUCUACAGUCUAUACUCCCAGAUGAUCGAAGCACCACAUUAGGAGGCUAUACACCCCCAUGUGAAGAGACACCAACACCGAUUGAGAAGAAAGGCCGCCAUAGAUAUCGAGAUAAAUUUUGUAAACAUCGAGAUGAAUCUUUUACACAUCUGGAGGAGGAAGAUGAAGAAGAUGUUAAUCAAAGUGCCAUUAAUGGUGAAGAUCUUGAUGGUAGAGAUGAGUAUGAAGGGACGAUUGAGCGAGAUGACUUUGACGAAGAUGUUGAUGACCAUGAAAUUGCUGCCAAUCUUAAUGCUGAUGAUAUAUUUGAUUGUGAUGAAAAUGAUGCUAACGAUGAUAUUGGUGUCCAGCACGUUACAAACACUAUCCCUGCUUACACACCUCCUGCCCCAUCAUUCUGUGCAAAUAUUUGGAAAAAUAUGAUUGAUCCUUCAAAUGUUGAGAUACCAUUUGCUUCUACUUGGCAAGAGGGGAUGAAUUUUGGUAAAGGGUUGAUUUUUGCCAACAAAGAGGCGGUGAAGCGUGCAUUAACAAUUUACGCUGCUAAGGAAAACAAACAAUUUAUAAUCAGUAGGUCCACCAAGGUGAAAUUGUGUGCAAAAUGCGUGGAUCAGUCAUGCAAAUGGUACGUCGGGGCAUUCAUGAAACCUAAACUUCAUGGACUAUGGGUGGUCACAGUUUAUGUGGGUCCUCACACCUGUAUAUCUCUUGGGUUGUCAAAAGAUGGUAGAAUGAUGGACUCUAAUUUUGUUGCAUCAGAACUUCUUCCGAUUUUACUCAAGAAACACACUACUACAGUUCAUGAUCUCAGAACUAACAUGAGCAUGAAGUUUGGCCAUGAGCUUUCUUAUUAUAAGGUAUGGGAUGCAAAACAAAAGGCUAUUGCGAAGAUAUUUGGGGAUUGGGAAAAAUCUUACCAAAAGUUGCAAAAGUUGUUAUUGGCAUACGUUGAUCAAGACCCGGGUACUCGAUUUUUCUAUCAUACCACACCUGGGAGCAUUGCAGGUACUAGUUUAUUGCAUUAUGUAUUUUGGGCUUUCACUCCAUGCAUUGAUGGAUUCAAAUAUUGCAAGCCAGUGAUUAGUAUUGAUGGGACCCAUUUGUAUGGUAAAUAUAAAGGAAAGUUAUUGAUUGCAAUGGCAACUGAUGCUAACAACAAGGUAUUUCCUCUUGCCUUUGCCGUUGUGGAUAUUGAGUCAGGGUCCAGUUGGGGGUGGUUUUUAGAAUGCCUCAAGGAGACGAUAGGAGAUGUGAUUCCUGAUGAGGGCAUUUGCAUAAUUUCUGACCAACAUGAGGGUAUCAAAAAGGCCAUUGCAGCCUGGCCUAGGAAUGAAAAUGGAAGAUUAAGGGUUUUUCACCGAUAUUGCCUUAGACAUGUCAUUGGCAACUUUAACACACAUUUUCAAGACCCGAUUCUAAAGUCAUUGGCCUUGAAAGCGGGAUAUGCUACUCAAGAAGCAAAAUUCAAUAACAUAAUGGACUCAAUUAAGAAUGUUGAGAUUGAAGCCAUUAAAAAGGAGUUGACCAUUGGCGUUAAUGGAGGCGAUCCCAAACCCUAUAAGCCACACACAUAUCUAAUGAGUGAGCCUGUGGACAUGUGGGCCCAGUCACAUGAUGGUGGAAAACGUUAUGGGGUAAUGACAACCAAUAUAUCUGAGUGCUUCAAUGGUGUUCUAGAAGGUGCCCGUGGCUUGCCCAUAGCAGCAAUGGUUGAGUUCACUUGGUCCAGACUUGUCGCAUAUUUCCAUGAUCGGCACAAAGACAUUACUCAUGAUCUCUUGGAGGGUAAAAGGUGGAGUAAAUAUGCCAUGUCCAUUUAUGACACAAAUAAACUCAAAGCUGCACAACAUCAUGUGGGGGAAUUUAACAAUCAGGAUGAUAUUUGUCGAGUAUUUAUAUCAUACAAUGACUAUAGCACUGGAGGGGGACAUAGUUAUGAAAUUCGGUUAAUGGAUAGAACAUGUGGGUGUGGGGAAUGACAAAACAUUAAGAUCCCUUGUUCACAUGUAAUUAAAGUUUGUGAGUUGCUACACAUUGAUCCGACCAAAUAUAUUGACCCAUGUUAUAGUUUGGCGAAUGCUAUUAAAAGCUAUUCCCAUGGAUUUACGGUGCCUAAGUCAGAGUCAUUGUGGAGGGAUGCUGAUGGCCUAAUGUGGCUGCCUAACCCAAGUUUGUUGCGGGACAAAGGUCGACCAGUGAAAUCAAGAAUAAGGAAUGAGAUGGAUGGAGUCAAGCGAAAACUGGGAAGCUGGAGGGAGGAGUCGGAUUUGAGGGAGAAUCAACCCAAGCAAAGAUGUGGAUUGUGUCAUGAAGAAGGGCAUAACCGUAGAAAAUGUCCGGAUUCCUGUGGCGCUUCGACAAGCGGUCAUGUUCCAAACUAGAAGCAGUAAGAUUUAUGAUCAGAAUUAAAAUUAUGCAUUGUUGGAUUAGUUGGAUCUUCCUCAACUUCUUCAGAAGACAAAAAUAAGAAUUUUUAUACCCAAAAAAAGAUAACAAAAUUGAAUAGAUAGCCUCCUUAUUGUACAGAAACAACCAUCUGUUCAAUUCAAAAUGAAGGAAGAAGAAGUGAACCGAUGCCAGAUUAAAGACUGUCUCUCAGCUCUCUCAACAAACUUUCUCUCAACACAGUCGCUCUCUCUCUUUUUGGUAGGUGGCGGCAUCUUUGAAGAUGGAAGGUGAUGGCUUGGCGGCCGCAACGAUGAUGAUCGGCAUUGGUUGCUGGAAUUUGUCGCAAUUUUUAGCAAAAAAUGGGGCUCCCCUGAGAAAGAAGAUGAGGAUUUGGCAGUUUCCUACCUGACAAGUUUGAGACUGGAGUUUUUGUUCUGUGAAAUGACAGAUUACGUUGGUGUUUCUGUGGUAGAACAUUGUCAAGUCGUGGAGGCAAUAGCAGAGCACAUAGUAAGGGCGCAAGAGAAAUAAAAUUCAGCCUCCUCGUCCUAUUAUGCUUCUCCUACAGCGGUUAUAAAGUCAAGUGUAGAAUUUUCACCAAUGUGAUUAUGUUUAUAUUCCCUAUUUAGGUAUAUGUUUAUUUGGUUUAAAUGUGUUCAUUCCUUUUCUUUUCAAAUUUGGUAAUUGUACACCUUUCAAACUGGGUAGAAGAGUAUCCUUCUUUUCAGCAAUCAGCGGUUAAUAUUUUUUUAAUUCUCAAAGAGCUUGAAGUUAAUGUGUCAAGGCCUUCACUUGGGUAUUAUUUUGGUGGGUAGCAAGUGUUUGAUGAAAGUUGUGAGUAUUAGCACUUUGCAGCAACUGGUUUGUAAAGUUGCAAGUGUGACUUAAGUAUUGAGAUAAAGGCUUAUUUAAAGGUUCAUGGUUUUCUUUA
Molecule: messenger RNA, 4014 nt
Organism: Quercus robur (English oak)
Lineage: Eukaryota; Viridiplantae; Streptophyta; Magnoliopsida; Fagales; Fagaceae
Exons: 8
Coding region: 305-2674 (789 amino acids)
Source: RefSeq, a predicted model, not a curated record